Messenger RNA from Phaeoacremonium minimum UCRPA7, 543 nucleotides. Its product is annotated as putative ubiquitin-conjugating enzyme e2 protein. Bases 1 to 543 code for a protein of 180 amino acids. The record is from RefSeq and is a predicted model, not a curated record. Lineage: Eukaryota; Fungi; Ascomycota; Sordariomycetes; Togniniales; Togniniaceae. Gene Ontology annotation, cellular component: cytosol; endoplasmic reticulum. The transcript has 2 exons.
AUGUCUGGCUCCUCAAGUUCUGGCUCCGCAGCAGCUGCCGCUCUCCUCCGGCGCCAGCUCAAGCACAUGCAGUCCGACAAGGACAUACCGGGCAUCUCCUGCGGACUGGUGAAUGACAACAACAUCUUUGAGUGGGAAGUGAUGCUCAUGAUCAGCGACGAUUGCAAAUACUACGGCGGAGGCAACUUCUGCGCCAAGAUGCUCUUCCCGCCCAACUACCCCCUGAUGCCGCCGACGCUCACCUUCCAGAGCCCCGUCCCCUUCCACCCGAACAUCUACGCCGACGGCAAGCUGUGCAUCUCCAUCCUGCAUCCGCCCGAGGAGGACAAGUACGGCUACGAGUCGGCCAGCGAGCGCUGGAGCCCCGUGCAGACGCCCGAGACGAUCCUGCUGAGCGUCAUCAGCCUGCUGCACAGCCCGAACGACGAGAGCCCUGCGAACGUGGAGGCGGCGCGCAUGCUGCGGGAGGACAGGCAGGGCACCAGCAAGGACUUUAGGAGACGGUGCCGCAAGUGCGUGCGCGAGAGCUUGGGCGAGGACUGA